AUGCUUUGCAAGGCAAUGCCACGUAAGAACAAUGAAUAUUAUGCUGUUCUUACUGGACGAAUUGAUGAGCCGACAAUAUUCUCAUCGUGGGGCGAUGCACACCCUCGCGUGACUGGAUGCAGGUCAGACCACGAGGCCUUUGAAAAUCUUCUAGAAGCACAAAAUUUCAUGGAGAAAAAUGGAGUCAAGCAGCCUAAACUAGUAAUCAAGGAAGGGGCCGGAGAAACUACACCAUUACUAGGGAAGGAAGCCUUUUACGCAGUUGCCAAUGGUAGAAACCCGGGAAUUUACCCCUACUAUCAUGGGAAAACGAAGCCAGAGGUUGAUCGAUUCGAUGGUGCUUGUCAUAAGCACUUUAGAACACAUUCCCAGGCAGAAGCUUUUAUUGAAGAUUGGAAAAAUUCCUAUGCUGACGUUUGCCGGAGAGAGAUAAAAGCAAAGCUAGAUCAAGGAUUCAGGCCGCCAAAUAUGAAACUGAGGUUCGAUAUCUUGCAAGCAAAUGCCGAAUACGAUAUAAGCGAAGAUAUUACAAAGAUGACCGAGAAGCUGAUGGUGAAGAGUGAAUAG
This is a messenger RNA of Aspergillus luchuensis, 567 nucleotides long. RefSeq names its product RNase H1/viroplasmin domain-containing protein. Bases 1 to 567 code for a protein of 188 amino acids. The record is from RefSeq and is a predicted model, not a curated record. The transcript is spliced from 3 exons. NCBI's taxonomy places the organism in Eukaryota, Fungi, Ascomycota, Eurotiomycetes, Eurotiales, Aspergillaceae.